AUGGAUUCGAGCUUGAGUAUUGUAGAAGCUAAAGAAGCAGCCGGAACCAUGGCAUCCCGUUUCUGGGGACAGGGGGACAGUGAGUCUGAGGAGGAGGAGGAAGAAGUCGAGUCAGAACAGGGCAGUGAUAGUGAUGAUGAUGGAGGCCGUGGUGAUGCGGGACGCAGCAGUGGUGGAAACCGCUAUUUGAAGAACCAAGAAGAUGACAGCGAUGAGUCUGAUACGGGUCACCGCGUAAUCCGCUCCCUGAGGGACAAGCGCAAUGAGGAGAUGAGAUCUAUUGUUGAUCAGAUGCGUAAUGCAAUGAAGAUCAAUGACUGGGUUAGCUUGCAGGAGAGUUUUGAGAAGCUUAACAAACAUCUUGAGAAGGUUGUUCGUGUCAAUGAAUCCACUGAGGUUCCAAAGAUGUAUAUCAAGGCUCUUGUGUUGCUGGAGGACUUCCUUGCUGAAGCCCUUGCAAACAAGGAGGCCAAGAAGAAGAUGAGCAGCAGCAAUGCGAAGGCACUCAAUGCGAUGAAGCAAAAGCUCAAGAAGAACAACAAGCAGUAUGAAGAGCAGAUCCAGAAGUGCAGGGAUCAUCCAGAGAGUUUUGAAGAUGAAGCUGCGGAUGAUAAAGAUAUGGAUGAUGAUGAUGACGAUGAUGCUGAUGAGAGUGAUGCAGAGAUUGAAGAUCCUGAUAAAAUAGCUAUGUCAGAAUCAGAAGAGGAACGCGAUGAAGAUGAUGAUGACAAGGAAGGUUGGGAACAGAAGAGGAGUAAGAAGGAUAAGCUGAUGGAUAAGCAGUUCUUGAAAGAUCCAAGUGAAAUCACAUGGGAUAUUGUUGAUAAGAAACUCAAGGAGAUUGUAGCAUCAAGGGGAAAGAAAGGUACUGGAAGGAUCGAGCGUGUUGAGCAGUUAACAUUUUUGACCCGUGUGGCCAAAACACCAGCUCAGAAGCUUGAAAUCCUUUUCCAUGUGAUUUCUGCGCAGUUUGAUGUCAACCCCAGUCUACUUGGGCAUAUGCCAGUCAAUGUGUGGAAAAAGUGUGUCAAUAAUAUGCUUCUUGUGCUUGAUAUACUCCAGCAGUAUCCUAACAUUGUAGUAGACACCUCAUUUGAGCCUGAUGAGAAGGAAACUCAAAAGGGUGCAGACUAUAAUGGAACAAUUCAUGUUGUCGGUGAACUGGUUGCAUUCCUCGAGAGACUGGACUCUGAAUUUUUGAAGACCUUGCAGUGCACAGAUCCAUACACAAAAGAUUAUGUUCAGAGGCUUAGAGAGGAACCCCUGUUUUUGGUUGUUGCACAGAAUGUCCAAGAUUAUCUUGAGAGGGUUGGGAACCUCAAAGCUGCUGCCAAGGUUGCUCUGCGCCGUGUUGAACUGGUUUACUACAAACCCCAAGAAGUGUAUGAUGCAAUGAGAAAACUCGCAGAGCAGCCUGAGGACAGUCUGGAUGAUGAUGAUGCAGAGGCUGGUGAUGAACAUCAAGCAAUAGAUGACAAUAGAGGACCAUCACCAUUUAUUGUGAUUCCAGAGGUUGUGCCGAGGAAGCCUACUUUUCCAGAGAGUGGUAGAACUUUGAUGGAUGGAUUGAUGUCCUUAAUUUACAAGUAUGGAGAUGAAAGGACCAAAGCCCGUGCAAUGCUGUGUGACAUAUAUCACCAUGCGAUCUCUGAUGAGUUUUCAGUGGCUCGUGACUUGCUUUUAAUGAGUCAUUUGCAAGAUGGUGUUCAGCUCAUGGACAUAUCAUCACAGAUUUUAUUCAAUAGAGUCAUGGCCCAGUUGGGGCUGUGUGCUUUCAGGGCUGGUUUGAUAAAUGAAGCCCAUGGAUGCUUGACCGAGCUCUACUCUACUGGGAGGGUGAAAGAAUUGCUUGCACAAGGUGUGCAACAAAGCCGAUACCAUGAAAAAACUCCUGAACAGGAAAGACUUGAGAGGAGAAGGCAAAUGCCUUACCAUAUGCAUAUAAACCUGGAACUUUUGGAAGCCACACACUUGAUUUGUGCUAUGCUGAUUGAAGUCCCCAAUAUGGCUGCCAGCACUUAUGACAAGCGGAGGCCUAUGAGCAGAACAUUCCGAAGGCUUCUUGAAGUGAGUGAAAGGCAGACGUUUGUUGGGCCGCCAGAGAACGUGAGGGACCAUGUAAUGGCUGCCACAAGAGCCCUCAACAAGGGUGAUCACCAAAAGGCUUUCAGUGUCAUAAAUUCGCUGGAGAUCUGGAAGCUUUUGAGGAACAGAGAUCAUGUUCUUGAGAUGCUGAAGCUUAAGAUCAAGGAGGAAGCUCUUAGAACCUAUCUCUUCUCAUACUCGUCUUGCUACGAGUCCUUGAGCCUUAACCAGCUCACCACCAUGUUUGAUCUCAGCGAGCAGCAUGCUCACAGCAUUGUUAGCAAGAUGAUGAUGCAUGAAGAGCUUCAUGCUAGUUGGGACCAGCCAACAAAGUGCAUUGUAUUCCACAGUGUGGAUCAAACUAGGCUUCAGGGGCUACUCUUCCAGAUGGCAGAUAAGCUCUCGGUCCUGGUGGAGAGCAAUGAGAGGGCAUACGAGGCAAGAACUGGUGGUACUCUUGAGGGGGUACCGCCACCCAGACGCAGGGGUGAGGGUCAGGACUCAUCCAAUAUGGGAAAGUGGCAGGAGAACUUCGUCUCAUCACAAGGGCGGCAGGGUGGUGGCAACCGGUUUGGAUACUCUGGUAGAGGUGGAGGAUCUGGUCAAAGUGGUGGGCACCAAAGGGACAGGGGCAAUCAGGGCUCCCGUGGGGGCUACGGUGGCGGUUCACGGUUUCAGGAUGGAAGGGGUCGCAACCAGUCUGGUUCCUCAGCCAGGGGUGGUGAUGGUGGUGCUCGCAUGGUGAACCUAAACAGGGUUGGUAGAGUUUAG
Molecule: messenger RNA, 2856 nt
Organism: Miscanthus lutarioriparius
Lineage: Eukaryota; Viridiplantae; Streptophyta; Magnoliopsida; Poales; Poaceae
Source: the annotation of a GenBank genome assembly